GCCAACGUUCCAAGUAACACACACCUCAAGAUGAAACUGCUCGCCGCCGUUGUCCUCGCCAUCCUGGCUGUCGCCCAUGCCGAUGUCUCCCAUCUGUCGGGCUACAACUACGCCCCCGUGAGCAUCCCAGCUCCGGCCCCGGCCCCAAUUAAGAUUGCCCCCGCACCCGCACCAGCACCAGCACCAGUCCAGGUGUCCGUGCCCGCACCCGUCAACCAGUACAUUCCCCCCGCACCCGUCAAGGCUGCCCCCGCACCCAUCCUGGCCCCAGCCCCAGUUCUGGCUCCCCAGCCCGUCCUCGAGGAGAUCGAGCCCGUGUCCGCUGAUGGCUACCGCUACAAGACCAUCCGUCGUCGCGUCAUCCGUCGUCGUUACUAGAGUGGAGCUUCCGCCACCAAUCCUGCUCCUAGUGCCACCAGGAGCGCAGGAAAUUUAUGAAUAAAACAAAACGAAUUUAUGAUACACGAAAA
Messenger RNA from Drosophila subobscura, 470 nucleotides. RefSeq names its product cyclin-dependent kinase inhibitor 1C-like. Lineage: Eukaryota; Metazoa; Arthropoda; Insecta; Diptera; Drosophilidae. The coding region runs from base 31 to 378 and encodes 115 amino acids. The record is from RefSeq and is a predicted model, not a curated record. The transcript has 3 exons.